UUAUUUAAUAAAUAAAAAGAGUGUUAACGCAUUCAAAAGAUACAGAAUUUAUAGGACAAAAUAAAUAUAGAAGUUAUAAAGGAAUCAUUCAUAACUAUUUAUCACGCAAAAUUGUAUGAAAAAUUUGACCCGUUUCUCUCGAAAAUUUCUUUGGAGACACUCUAUCUAUAUAAUCUAAGAUAGAGGUAUAUAAUAAUAAUUUAUGGCGUGUGCUAUGUAGUUUGUUUCAACAGAAUUUAAUGGAAAUGUAAACAAACAAAUAAUUGACUCGAAUAUAAAACAUUUUGCUGAUGUCUAAUAGUAGUACAAAUAAAUGAUUCGAUUUGUUACUAAUUUAAUUUAGAAAGUAUUUCUGUCAUAAUUUCAGUUAAGAUUAGAUAGUGGCCUAGUUUCAAUUACCAAAGUUGACUAUAUAUAUAUAGUUAACCUCCACGCGGCCGGACGUAAAAAUAAAAGCCAAAUCUGUUUGUAAUAUGGAUAAAAACAUGUUACGCCGACCCCAAAUAAUAAUUGGGAUAAGGGUAGGAAGAUGAUGAUGAGGCAACCUCCACGUGGUCCUCCCUGGAAAUCAUCAAUCAUACAAUAAAUAAUAUUGUAAAUAUGAAAAUUUGUAAAGAUAAAUACGAAAAUCAGCAAUAAUAUACACAGGUUAACUAUAAUCAGGUUAGAGCUAGUAUUGCUAGUUAAAGAAAAUAUGCAGUAUUAUUUUCCUGAAACUAAUGCUUGAUCGUUUAUUCACCGCACAUCGAUUUGAUUCCAGCAUAAACAACAAUAAUGUUCCGUACGAUCUGUGAUACAUUCACACUGCAGUACAUUGAUUGUACAGUAUAAAAAUUUUAAUCUAGAGAAUGAAGAGAGAAAGUAUUGGAUGCUGUGUGAUAGCUGACUAUCGGCUUCAUGAGGGAUAUUCAACCUGCGUUGACCGAAUGCGCGGGGGAACGAACGCAGAAGAGCUCGUGUGGUAAGUCGCAGUCGCCGUUUCGCACGGCACGCGACCGCUCGUCAAAUAAAUUGUAAACUGACAACAAUUCGCGAUCGAACUGUUCACACGACACCCUGAGAAAGUGACCCAUAAUAGGCCUUAAAACCGGUGUUGCUGUAUAACAAACGAAAGUUACGGAUUUUUGGUGGUGCAAACGCCUCAUCGUGCCCCUUGCGAUAACUCGUCCGAUGCUGCGAAGAACCACAUAUUAAAACUCUCAUUACUCAGUAACCUCUUUACUGAUAGACUGACAUGUCAAUCCUUCCCUGACGUUUCAGUUCAACGCCUGUGUUAUCAGUGAAAUAGUGAUUUUGUGCAUCAAAAUCAAACAGUGCAUUAAAUAAACUAUGAGGAUAGUAUCUUUAGAAAGAUAGAAACCUUUUUUAAUUUCUCGCGUUUUUUUUUAAGUGAAGUAAUGGCGUCUUGGAAGUCAUGUAUAGGGCUGUGGACAGUGUGUGUCGGUUUGUGCCUUUUGGGGAAAAUCUCGGGGUUGGACAAUGGACUGGCGCUCACGCCACCUAUGGGCUGGCUCGCGUGGGAACGAUUCAGGUGUAAUACAGACUGUAAAAAUGAUCCGGACAAUUGUAUUAGUGACCGAUUGUUCCGCACGAUGACGGAUAUCCUCGUGUCGGAGGGAUACGCGGCGGUUGGAUACGAGUAUGUGAACGUGGACGAUUGCUGGCCGGAGCGGGAGCGCGACCCCCGCGGCCGCCUCGUGCCCGACCGGGAACGGUUCCCGUACGGCAUGAAGAGUCUCGCCGAUUAUGUGCACAGCAAGGGACUAAAAUUCGGGAUCUACGAAGAUUACGGCAACUUCACCUGUGCAGGCUAUCCAGGCGUGGUGGGACAUCUUGCUGGUGAUGCCGCAACAUUCGCAUCAUGGGGCGUGGACUACGUGAAGUUGGAUGGAUGCUAUGCUCUCCCCGCAGAUAUGGACCAAGGGUACCCAGACUUCGGGCGUCACCUAAACAGCACCGGGAGACAGAUGGUGUAUUCAUGCAGUUGGCCGGUGUACCAGAUAUACGCAGGCAUACAACCGAAUUUCUCGUCCAUAAUCGAGCACUGCAACCUGUGGCGUAACUUUGAUGACAUCCAGGACUCGUGGGCCUCCGUCGAGUCUAUAAUAGACUAUUACGGAAAUCACCAGGACGUCAUCGUGCCGAACGCUGGACCAGGACAUUGGAAUGAUCCCGAUAUGUUAAUAAUUGGAAACUUUGGAUUGUCGUACGAACAAAGUAAAACCCAGUUCGCUAUUUGGGCAAUACUAGCUGCACCGCUGCUAAUGAGCGUGGACUUGAGAACUAUCAGGCCGGAGUACAAGGCUAUCCUACAGAACAGGAAGAUUAUUGAGGUGGACCAAGAUCCUCUUGGAAUCCAGGGCAGGAGGAUAUACAAGCACCGCGGUAUCGAGAUCUGGUCUCGUCCAAUUCUUCCAAUCCAGGGCCAGUACUACUCGUACGCUGUCGCUUUCGUGAACAGACGGACGGAUGGAACGCCCUCAGACGUCGCGGUUACAUUGCGGGAACUGGGUCUAAAUAACCCAGCUGGAUAUAGAGUGGAGGACUUGUACGAGGAUGUCGACUACGGCGUGCUCUCUCCCCAGACCAAGAUCAAAGUGAAAGUGAACCCCUCAGGUAGUGUGGUGAUACUGCGUGCGGAUGCACAGCCUUCCUACGCGUACAACUCUAUACCAACGCGGACACCGUAUGCCCCACUUAAUGAUGUGUUUAGAUUGAGCAAAAAAUAGUGAUAGCCCUAAUAUUUGCCCUCGGAAUUUCCAUCAACAUAAAGGUCAGCGUAGACGAUGGACAUUUUGUUUACAAACAAAGUAUCGCGUUGUGUAAGUCGUGUUCAUGUGUGUUGCAUAAUGCAAUGUUUUAGGGGCUUUAUUAUAACCAAACUAUAAUGCCUCUUGUCGGAAAUUUUGUUCGCAAACAAAAUGUCGUUUGUCUGUACGCGUUAUAAAUAACGACUAUCAUCGGGGCAGUGAAAUAAAAAAAGUCAAUUUUUAAUAGAAUCUACAAGUACAAUAAAUCAGUUUAAAUCCUCUACGACUCUAUUCAAUUCAUACUCUUUGUUAUUGGUGUAAAAUAUAGUUACCAAGCGAUAUAUUUCCCAGUCUUGCCCUUAGGUUACAAUUUAUUUAUGUUGCAUUCUCUCUAGUGUGAUCAAGAAAUGUUUAAGAAAAUGUGUGGAGAUUUGUUUUUUGCCAUUACGUUGUACCUAGGAUAAGGAUGUACAUUUUAGAUGCCUAUAAAUGUAAGUUUUGUAGAAAACAUUAAAUAAUUAACACUUUCAA
This is a messenger RNA of Galleria mellonella (greater wax moth), 3281 nucleotides long. RefSeq names its product alpha-N-acetylgalactosaminidase. The record is from RefSeq and is a predicted model, not a curated record. Gene Ontology annotation, molecular function: alpha-galactosidase activity. Gene Ontology annotation, biological process: glycosylceramide catabolic process; oligosaccharide metabolic process; glycoside catabolic process. The transcript has 10 exons. Gene Ontology annotation, cellular component: cytoplasm. Lineage: Eukaryota; Metazoa; Arthropoda; Insecta; Lepidoptera; Pyralidae. Bases 1398 to 2729 code for a protein of 443 amino acids.